This is a messenger RNA of Medicago truncatula (barrel medic), 1892 nucleotides long. Its product is annotated as F-box/kelch-repeat protein At3g23880. The coding region runs from base 305 to 1432 and encodes 375 amino acids. Gene Ontology annotation, molecular function: protein binding. NCBI's taxonomy places the organism in Eukaryota, Viridiplantae, Streptophyta, Magnoliopsida, Fabales, Fabaceae. The record is from RefSeq and is a predicted model, not a curated record. The transcript is spliced from 2 exons.
CCAUACCUAGCCUUUAAAAUACAGUACCAUAAUUCAUCAUUCUCCUCUAAUAACCUCCAACACCAUUUUUCUAACAAAGAUAAAUUAAAUUCCUCCAACCUCCGUACCAACCUCCGUACCCUUAGACCACCACAAUUCACAGGUAAACAAAUAGAGUCUUAAUUAAUCCAAACAAUUUUUUUAGAGACCUCACAAAAGUUGACCUUUAAACCAGAUACCUUUUCAAGUAACCAACACAGCACGUUAACGGGUCCUUUUAUCAUAACCUUACGAAUUUAAAAUAGCUCACGGAAGCAGAAAACGCAUGGCGGCGGAGGCAGAUGCGGAUCAACCACCAUAUCUGCCUGAUGAAUUGAUCACCAAAAUCUUAGUAAGAUUACCGGUUAAGUCUCUUAUUCGUUUCAAAUCCGUUUGUAAGUUAUGGUUUUCUCUUAUCUCUGAUUCUCACUUUGCAAAUUCACAUUUUCAACUUACUUCUUCAACACACACCCGUAGAAUUCUCUUCAUAACAGGAAUUCCUGAAUUUCGAUCUAUAGCUUUAGAUUCAUUGUUUACUUCUGAUUCUGCUCCUGCUCUAUUGAACCCUAAUUUUGAUCUUCCUAAAUCUCAUUUUGAUCUUAAAGUUAUAGGUUCAUGUAGAGGUUUUAUAUUGUUGGAGUGUUUUUCAAACAUUUACGUAUGGAAUCCAUCCACCGGAGUUCAUAGACAAAUACCUUCGCCUCCUCCCAAUUAUUCACGUUUAAAUUUCUAUGGUUUUGGUUAUGACGAGUCAAGAGAUGAUUACUUGGUAGUUUUAGUAUCCUAUGAUUGUAUUCCAUACUCACAUGAUGUGCUAUCUCGCAUUUGGAUUUUUUCAAUGAGAGCUAAUGUGUGCAACGAAAUUGUGAGUCCUGCACAUUUACCUUUUUAUAGUGAGCUUUCUCCUUUUGCUUAUUCUGUGGUAGAGUCCGUCUUCAAUGGGGCUAUUCACUGGUUGGCUAUUCGUCAUGAUGUAUGCGAGUAUGUUAUUGUUUCCUUUCAUUUAAUUGAAAGGAUACUUCUAGAAAUUCCUCUCCCAGAUGAUCAUGAUGAUGAUAUUGAAUAUGGUUCGACAGAUUGUAGUUUAUGGGUAUUUAGAGGAUUUCUCAGUCUAUGGGUUAUGAGGGACGAGGAUAAAGUUGAUAUAUGGGUGAUGAAAGAAUACAAAGUGCAGUCUUCUUGGAGUAAAACUCUUGUUUUUGAUUUGCAUACCAUUUCUUACAUUUCCCUUGUAUGUUGUACAAAAAGUGGUGAUAUUGUUGGAACAGAUGGAUGUACUGGAUUGGUGAGAUAUGAUAACGAAGGGGAGUUCCUAGAGCAUAACGAUUAUUGUAAAGAUUCAGAAAAUGGAUUCGGAUUGGUUGUGUAUACAGAGUCUCUGCUUUCGUUGCCCAGUGACAUUGAGCAAGCUUAAGAAAAUGGCACAAACAAGAAGAACGAGGGGAUGUGAAAUUUGAACAAGCAACCAAGUGGAAUUGGAAUGAAAGUAUUGAGAAGAUGUGAAGGUUAAAUUAGAUUAAGGUGAUCAUGAAAGUGAUGUAGACUUUUGGUAAGAAAGUGAAGUAGAUUAUACAAGUGUUUGCAAAUCAUAGAUGGUUAUUAAAUCAACUAGAUGUCAAGGCCAAAGAGUUAUGUUCAAAGAGGUAGUGAGCUACACAAGGCAUUAUGUGGACUUAAACAGUCCUUAUAGCUGAUUUGAGUCCUGUUUUACCAGUGAAUGAUUCCAAAAGAGCAAGGGUGAGCUAACAGUAACACUAUUCUAAAAUAGAACAAAUAACGCAAAACUCUUACUGUCAAUGUUUGUAGAUUAUCUCAUUCACACUAAAAAUGAUGAAUACCAUUAAAAGUUCAAUAAAAAUUGAGUUUGACAAAAA